Messenger RNA from Clonostachys byssicola, 933 nucleotides. The record is from the annotation of a GenBank genome assembly. NCBI's taxonomy places the organism in Eukaryota, Fungi, Ascomycota, Sordariomycetes, Hypocreales, Bionectriaceae.
AUGGCCGGAUCCGACGGAAGCGCCUCAGAUAGGCCGUUGUGGUCAGUUGAUGCUGAACCGCUAGCCAUCGGGCAUAACGAAAGACAAGACGUGCCCAUGGUGAGGUUGGAAGUAAUGGCCCAGCAGACCGGGCUGCUUAAGCCUGAGGAGGACUGGACCGGCGUCACCGAUCCAAAAAUGAGACGGAGAUUACAGAAUCGGAUCAACUACCGGGCUUGGAAGAGGAGGCAGAACAUGAGGCUUUAUGCCAAUGGUUUCAUCGAUACAAGCUCAACGAAUGAGAUGAGUAGUAUACGUCUCACAAGUAUGACAGACAAACUCAUUUCCGCACUCUGCUCUUCAUCUCUUCUCAAUAUCGAGGCUCGAAUGGCCGACUUCGAGCGUGCCGCCGUUUACGCCUAUACAUCCUUGUCCCCUAGAACAGAUCUUCUUUUCAACUUGACUCAGUUCAACGUGAUGAGAGGGCUGUUCAUAAACAUGGCAGCUAUUGGGUACAGCCCACGUCUAUUCACGGACGCUUCUGGGACAGUCUCGGGUACGACCAUUUCCCCUCUUACUAUCCCGGGGGCCAGGCCGGCAGUCUCAUCAAUGGCAAGCCACCUGCGGCCAACGUCGCUGCAGCUCACAGUGAAGCAUCACCCUUGGAUUGACCUGUGGCCGUUUCCAACAAUGCGCGAUAAUAUACUGAGUCGUGGAGAGGAAUACGACGACACCGAGCUCUGCCUUGAUCUCGUGGAAAACUACUGUGGCCCCAGCGGGAUGUCUGGAUUUAGAGUCUGGGGUGACCCGUGGAACGCGGAGAAUUGGGAAAUCAGUGAAGAAUUCCUGAUGAAAUGGGGCUGGGUUGUCGCUGAAUGCAGUGAACUGUUGAUUGCUACAGACUAUUGGAGGGAGAGGCGAGGAGAACAGGCAUUAUUUCGUCUAUCUACAUAA